Aedes albopictus (Asian tiger mosquito) is the source of this 1433-nucleotide messenger RNA. RefSeq lists its product as uncharacterized. The transcript has 2 exons. Bases 721 to 1311 code for a protein of 196 amino acids. NCBI's taxonomy places the organism in Eukaryota, Metazoa, Arthropoda, Insecta, Diptera, Culicidae. The record is from RefSeq and is a predicted model, not a curated record.
UGUGCAGGCAGUAAAGCUAAAGCUAAGUAGUUGGUGAACUCACUUGCUACCUAUAUCGCAUACCCUCAGAACGCGCGCGUUUACCUACACUGUACGCCUCGAAUGCAUUCUGGGUCUCCCCAUCGCGACUCUCGCCUCGACUCAGCGUGUGUCGUGGCCAAGAAAUGUGUGUAAACAAACGCUGAUUUCAACAGUCCGACCAUCAUCAUCGUCAUUGGCCAUCAUCAGCAGCGUCGUCCGUCCGUCCGUCGUUCACUGCCUGGCUUCAGCAGAGUGGUAUGCGCGCUGGUGUUCAACAAACAGCUACCCUACGUGUGGUAUUCCCAAGUCAGUCAGCGUAGCGACAUCGUACGUAGCGGCGUUGUAUCGGUGGGUCGGUUGGUUCGUCGGUGUGUUCGAUAAAAGCAAAAACAAUUUGUAUGUCUACAUUUGCGGAGUGCAUUCGAACGGAAUAAGUCGGACGUGCCGUGAAGGCAGAUGAAUGCGCUAAAAAGUGCAGCUACUGUUUACAUAUUGACCGAUUCUCAGUAGGACACAAAGGAAGUGUUUGGCGCAGCAUCUCGCCUCUACAGGACACAGCAGCAGAAAAAAAGUCAGAAUCACGAAGAAGUGUUCAGCAUUUCGGUUCAAAGUGUGUUGUCGCGUAGAUGAAGACAGUGUAAUUUUGAAAUCAGCAAGAAUAAAACAAGGGAAAAUUUUACCGUUGCACACCCGGAGACGAUGUUACUCAUUUGCGCGAGUGAAGUUCAGAAGCACAGAAGAGUCAGUAAGAACUUGGCGACACGGAAGACACAGCAAAUGUUAGUGACCGCAGAAUCCCCUCCACCGUGGACGUUGACCUCGGAUCGUCAUCAGCUGCGACCGAGGCAGCAACGUCAGCGGAAUGUAACGCAAUCCGAAGGAUUUCCGGCCUUGGUUGCGGAGAAUGGAACGAGCAAAACUCCCCCGUCGCCUAAAUCGUCGUCGUCGUCGCCACCGAUGGCCAAUGCCAAUGGUAGCGUGGCGAAUGGCUUCAGAGGACGAAACAAGCGAAAUCCAACACCAAGUGCGCAAAACAACCGCCAAAACAGUGCUGACCCCGAUAAAUGUGAACAACGAAAAGUGAGAACGAACAAAAAUCAAAAGAAGCAAGUAAAACCGACCAACAACAACCACGGAAUGAUUUCAUCGCGGCCAACGUCAGCGGGAAAAUUAGGUAUGUCGAUGUUCCCCUAUUUGGAUUAUUUUAAACCUAGUAAGAUGUUGGGGUCCCCAACACCCUUGGCAUGCACUACGCCAGCGCAGCGUGGUGCACCAAUCCUAGCAUCCUAGGAGGGUUAAAUAUAUGGUAAAUUAUUCAUUUCUUAAAUAAGAAAAGCGUUUUCAACUAUAUUUUGUACGCAAUUUAAAGAGACAAACUACAGCAUCACCACAAUGAGAUGAAAAUAUCAAUA